Messenger RNA from Hipposideros armiger (great roundleaf bat), 4966 nucleotides. RefSeq names its product phosphate cytidylyltransferase 1B, choline (gene PCYT1B). The transcript is spliced from 8 exons. The coding region runs from base 220 to 1329 and encodes 369 amino acids. Gene Ontology annotation, biological process: CDP-choline pathway. The record is from RefSeq and is a predicted model, not a curated record. NCBI's taxonomy places the organism in Eukaryota, Metazoa, Chordata, Mammalia, Chiroptera, Hipposideridae. Gene Ontology annotation, molecular function: choline-phosphate cytidylyltransferase activity; phosphatidylcholine binding.
GUUGUUAUAGUGAUAAACUGAGGCCUUGCCUCUUGGCUUCUCGGAGAAGGAAAGGGGCGGGGUGGGGGUUAACCUCUUUUACUUUCCCCAGGGAAGACAGAAAGAAGGGACGAAGAAGGGGGAUGGGUAAAGAAAAGAAAAAUACGUGACAAAGAAAACAUUCUCUGCCUGGGAGGAGACUGACAGAGGGUGUCUAGCUGGAGGGAGCAUUCGCUGGCCAUGCCAGUACUUACCACUGAUGCUGAGUCAGAAACAGGUAUCCCAAAAUCCCUUUCCAAUGAGCCUCCCUCAGAAACCAUGGAGGAAAUAGAGCACACAUGUCCACAGCCUCGACUGACCCUGAAUGCACCUGCCCCAUUUGCAGAUGAAACCAGCUGCCAGUGCCAAGCACCCCAUGAAAAACUGACCAUUGCUCAGGCCCGCUUAGGAACACCAGUUGACAGACCUGUCAGAGUAUAUGCAGAUGGAAUAUUUGACCUCUUCCACUCAGGCCACGCAAGGGCACUUAUGCAAGCAAAAACACUGUUUCCCAACAGCUACUUGUUGGUAGGAGUCUGCAGUGAUGACCUCACCCACAAAUUCAAAGGUUUCACCGUGAUGAAUGAAGCAGAGAGAUACGAAGCUCUCAGACACUGUCGCUAUGUAGACGAAGUCAUCAGAGAUGCUCCAUGGACACUCACACCAGAGUUUCUGGAAAAACACAAGAUUGAUUUUGUGGCCCAUGACGACAUUCCAUACUCUUCUGCUGGCUCUGAUGACGUAUAUAAACAUAUAAAGGAAGCAGGAAUGUUUGUUCCAACGCAGAGAACGGAAGGCAUCUCAACAUCAGACAUCAUCACCAGAAUUGUCCGAGACUAUGAUGUUUAUGCCCGACGCAACCUCCAGAGAGGGUACACAGCCAAGGAACUGAACGUCAGCUUUAUAAACGAGAAGAAGUACCGCUUCCAAAACCAGGUAGACAAGAUGAAGGAAAAGGUCAAGAAUGUAGAGGAAAGAUCAAAAGAAUUUGUUAACAGAGUGGAAGAAAAGAGUCAUGAUCUAAUUCAAAAGUGGGAAGAAAAGUCAAGAGAAUUCAUUGGCAACUUCCUAGAACUGUUUGGGCCUGAUGGAGCAUGGAAGCAGAUGUUCCAGGAGAGGAGUAGCCGGAUGCUGCAGGCCUUGUCCCCGAAGCAGAGCCCUGUGAGCAGCCCCACCAGGAGCCGGUCCCCUUCCCGCUCCCCGUCGCCCACCUUUGCAUGGCUCCCAAUCAAAACCUCACCCCCCUCCUCGCCCAAAGCAGCCUCAGCCUCCAUCAGCAGCCUGAGUGAGGGGGAUGAGGAUGAGAAGUAAAGGCAGCUGGCAGACAACAAGGGCCGCACCACACAGGCUGGGGAGGAAGGUGGGAUCACUGGGGAUGCCUGGGUGGUGGCUGAAGGGUGACAGUCGCAGGAGCUGCAGCUCAGCAGGGAGACCCUGAGCUCUGCGAAGGGGAGGCCUUGGGACCAGCUCUCCCUCCAUCUCCACUCAGCCCAAGACUUGGGCUCUGCAUGGAGGUUUCUAGCCAGACAACCUAUACAAACCUUCUUAGCAUCUUCUAGAAGCACUCUACUUUAACCUUGCUAAGGAAAGACACAGAGCACCCCUCGAAGACUUGCACCAAGUGGGGUGUCUUCUGCUUUGGUCCUUACACCUACCCCCACCAAGUACACCACCUAUGGAAGCGGCUGUUCCCUCAACCUGCUACUUCCAGCUCCUAAGGGCCCUGCACGUUGCCUCCUGCCACCCAAGCUCUGCCAAAGCUGUUUCCAAUAAAAAUAGUUUGAGUUAGAGGCAAAUUCCGACCUUCUCAGUUUAGCCACUGAGACCUGAUGUUGCAAUGCAUCAAUUCUUUCCAGUCCCAAAAACAUGGCACAUAGACAGCCUUGCUUUAGGCCAGAUAAGAUAAAAGGUCAUCUAGUAUGACCCUUGACUUCUUAUUCAAACAACAGUUUUGUCAAGGAGAGCAUCCCAUAAGGCCUAAUGUGCUCCUGGUUGUACUUUUUCAUCAGUGGUUUGACUCCAUUGUUUUCCCCAAAUUACCUUAAUCUGUGGGAAAUGCAACAAAGCAAAACAUCCCAUAUAAAGACAGAAAAGAGGAGCUGCUUUGCUUUGGCUCCAAGUUUAGCAGAUGGUAAAUAUCUUCUGAAGCUUCUCCUUAAAGGAUGCUAUCAUGGAAUGGCUUUCCCCAUUUCUGACCAGUUAACAGUCUCCUAGACCUCAAGUCAAAGUUGGAUGUACCAAACCACAUAGUAUACCAAUAGGGGGUGCUACCUGCACGUUUUCUUUUCUAUGUAUGCUCCAAACAUGCCAUCCAGGGUAUAGACCAUAUGCAAUAUGAAAAUACGGUGGUGGAAUUUUACAAUAUACUCCUGCUCUCACCCUAAUAACCCUGCUGAAAUCCUUGGUCUCAAGGACUACCUGGUUCCCUUGUGACUUGGGAACUUUGUGAAACGCUCAUCCUGAAUUCCUAUAGGAAGGCUUGUGCCAACCAGGAAAUUAGUAUGUUGCCCUCGUGGCCUCUCAUCAUAUUUUUGGGUGAAGGGAGGCUCUGAAGAGUUUCACAGAGCACUAAGGGAACCUGAGCUCUGCGCUCAGCAUCUGAAUGGUCUAAGGAGUGUAGUUAUCCCGGCCCUAGGUUUGCCACAUGGGAUGCAGACCAUAAGCAUUCCUGAGUUGUUUGAAGUUACCAUCCCCUCAUCACAGGUAGGAAGUGAGCAGGUAGAUUCAAGGUGUAUAACCACACGCUUGGGUAGAAGAGGCAUGGCCUGGCUGUCCCAGGAAAUCCAGAGACAGAGCUGGGGCCUAACUGAGCAGAGGCCCGAACCAGCAACUUGUGGGCAGAGCACAGCAUCUCUUGUGACAGAAACACCCCUUUUCAGAGGCCUUGGGGACCAGCCUUCUGGGUGACAAGUGGGGCAACCAGUAAAAGAAGGUGGCAUGUCUUUCCCCCUUGUGUUGGGGUCAAACUACCUCUCUGCCCACCUGGAGAUGAGUGGUGUUCAUUGGGAAGCAAAACCAUGAGGCUAAGCUGGCUUGGAACCCCCUUGUUCCUGGCACUUCCUCCAGAACUCUGCGGAGCACUCGUGCAGGACACAGCUGGCAGGAACAUGGCAUGUGAGAAGAAAACCUUUUGCAGUCAAGGCCUAGAGCAUUGCUCUGUAGAGAGAGCAAGGCCCCUUUCCUCCAUUGUGCCCAUUUGGUCUCUCUCUUCCAUCAUGCACCUAGGGCAAACUGGGCACUUAUUGGGUGACACUUGUAAGCAAUGAAAGGAUGAGACCAGAUGGGCAAGGCAAAGUGGUGAGAACAAGGAGAAAAGGGGUGCCCGGAGAGAGAGAAAAGGCCUUUUAUGUGCUUACUCCAUGGCCCAGAGCAGAUAGAUCCACUUUCACCUGAAUCCUGCCCUAGAGCAAAUAGCAUGCAGUUGAUGUAUCAGGCUGAUUAUACAUUUGUAGGCCCUGUACACCAUAUUGACAGGUGCCACUUAUGCGUCUCAGAUUCAGUGCCAUCAUAGCUGCCAAUUAGGGAAAAUGACCAAUGCCUGGGAUAGUCCACAGAUGGGCCAAAACAACCCACAAGCAGGUCCUAAAUUUCACCCUAUGUCCCCCCCACCCCACCUCUAACAAUACUUCCCCACCCUCCUAAGGCUACAAGACUUCUGAGAAGGAAUGGGGGGGUUCUGCAGCCCAACUUUUGAUGCUUCCUGGCCAUCAGUUUCUUUCAGCACCCCCCACCCCCAAUCCCAAGAGAUGGGGUUGCUCUGUUUGGGCCGGCCAGUCAACAGUAAUGGCCAAGAGUGAGUGAAGGCUGCAGUGAGAGAUAUGGAAAGUGUGAUGCAGGCUUGGGGAGGUCAGCAGAAAUGACAAAAAGCAAGGAAAGAUUCUUUUGUCCUAGAAAGGGACGGAAGCUUCAGACUGAAGAUGAGAGGACACCACUUAUGGUUGUGGAAGGAGGCAGGUUCAAUGAGGGUGGGCAAAAACGGGGCUGAAGGAGGGUGAGAGUGGGAGUGGUCACUCUCCGUUCCCUUUCAAGUGUCACGCAUGCCCUAACAAGUGAAGAAGGCAGACUUCCUUUCACAGACACCCAAAGUCUGGGUACCCAUGUGGAUGUGGGUCCUCCGUCCCCUAGCUUCCCUAUUUCAGCACUUCUCCAUCAGCUGCCACCCUCUCCUCCCGGGGACCCUGAAAUCAAAUGUUCACCCUUCCACCAGCUAAAACCAUGGGGGACUUGUAAUGUCAUUGUCACACUGAAUGGCCCGUUUGUGGGAAGCCAGCUCCCGUGUGCCAGGACCUUACAAAGGGAAAGGGAACCAACUGCAAGAAGAGUGCCCCUGAUACUGAAGUCUGCCUUCUGACCUGCUCUGCGGGGGAAGAGACAGCUGCGGGAUUCAAUCUUGCUCCACGCCUUAGGCUCUCGUUACUGUCAGUCCGUCCCUGAAGGGAGGGACAGGAAGAGCCGGAUUUGUUUUCUCUCCAUCUUCAGGCCUUAUUUCAGCAUGCAGCCGUACCCCAGGGCAAGGUGCGCCAUGACGGUACAGACUCAACAGAGUCAGAUGAGCCCAAAUGGAGCAGAGACGUUCCUGUGCCUCGGGCAUCUGUUCGGCACUAGUCUUGACCAUCAAAUUUUUUAAAAAGAGAAUAAGCUCAUGAGGCAUUUGCAACUUCUACUUCUCUCUAGACUUUAGUUUUUUGUUGUGUCACUGAAAUGUGUUCCGGGACAAAGCCAUAAGCAGAGCAUACACACUUAAGACUAUGCUGUACAUAUAAGAUGACAACUCGUCUGGGUGAAAGCACGACCUUAUGCCCAAGCAAUUGUUCUGGUGCUGAAUAACGCAAACUACUGGAAUCAGCCCUCAUCCCUGCCCCCACCCUCCCAGCUCCAAACCCACUCCUGCUCCCAAACGGAACACAGCAUUCCCAACCUGUUUAUAAAUAAAAGAUGCAGAAUUGCA